Molecule: messenger RNA, 2274 nt
Organism: Paramecium tetraurelia
Lineage: Eukaryota; Ciliophora; Oligohymenophorea; Peniculida; Parameciidae
Exons: 2
Source: RefSeq, a predicted model, not a curated record
AUGAAAAAAUUAUUUGAUUCUGAAAAAGGUUUUGCUCAAACCCCUCGAAUGUUAAAACCUAUUAAUAAUUCUUUUAGAUAAGGGAGUUAUGAUAAAUAUGAGUAAUAAAAAUAUUAGCAAUUGAUUCAUCAGAUUAGUCUGAGAUUUCCAUCCAUUAAGGAGAAAGUUUAACAUUAUUUCUUUUUGUUGGGAAUGUUUGAUGAUAUUAGGGUUGAUACGAUAAUUGCUUAAUUUAUUAAGAUUAUGCAAGGUUGUUUGAAAUAUUUUGAUGAAUUGCAAUGUAAAAUAUAGGAGCUUGAAGAUUAAUAUAGCAAAUAUAAAGAUGAUAAGGAGACAAAAUUAAAAGAAUAUACAUAACUAUUAUUGGAAAAGGAUUAGAUAAAAUAAAAUAAGUUGAAAAUACAAGACAAAAAUUAAUAUGUGUUGAGAAACUUAUAGCUAUAAAGAACAGUAGAGAUUCUGAGUAAUAAUUUAAAAGAAAUAAAGGAUAAAGAAAGUGUAAUAAAGCCAUUAAUAAAAAAACAGAUAUAAGAGCAAACUUAAAUAAUUGAAGAAUAGUAAGUGAUAUAAACUGGAAAUGAUUAGAUAGUCAUGGAAUUGAAAUAGCAACUGAUUUUUGCAAAAAGGCAGGAUAAGAUGUAAAUUAGUAUAAUAAAAGAAUUGUAAAUGUAAGUUUAAGUGUAGGAAGAGUAAAUAAAAAAUUAUUAAUUUGAAGUUCAAAACCUUCAAGAACAAAAACAAAGAUAUUUUGAAUUAUUCUACAUGUCAAAGGAGGAUUUAAUUAGCUAUAAGUAUUCCAUUUUAUAGAAGCUUAAUAAAAUAACCUUAUUUGAAGAUAUAAUAAAAGUGUUAUAAAAUAGAAUAGACCAUUUAACUGUGAAAAGAAGUAAAGAGAUAGAACCCCCAUUUUAGAGUAGGAUGGAUUAUGAAGAAGUUCAAAUUGCUUAAAUAGCAAAGCCAUUAGAGUCAGAAUAGGCUUUUUUUAAAUAUCUCGUAUCUUCCUCAUUGGAUUAGAAUAAUAAGAAUUCUCAAGUUAGAUAAGAUGAUCAAUUCGAUAUCUCCUUAUUGAGAUUCAAUUAUCCGCAUUUUUCUUAGUUUUUAGAUAAAUCCACUCUUGACAUAUUGUCUCAUUAAAUAGAGAGUUAAUAGAUGUCUUCGAAUUUCAUGGGUACUCUUAGAGCUAUAAUGGAUGGCAUGUAUCAGGAAAUGCAAAAGGAUUAUUCCAUCUCUUUUCAAUCCUAUGUCUUCUCAUGGUUGAGUACCUUUUAUUUGGAAAAACAUGAAAUAUAAAUAAUUCCAAAGGAUAACAAACUCUUGUCUUAAGAAUAUAUCAAUAGAUUUUAUAUUUAAUUGAUGAUACCUAGUUUUGAUAAAGUUUGGGAGAUUGUUUAAUUUCGCCAUUUCUUAAAUGAAAUAUACACAAAGGAAGAAUUAUACUUUUAUCUUCACACAAGAUUCUUGAUUAAAGGAGUGUGGAUUUAAUAGUUUGAUGCAAUAUAUGAAUUAGUUAAUUAUAUAAAAAUAGAAAAGGCAGAAAAAAUCAUUUCAUUAUUUUUGAGUAAGCUAAAUAAAUAAAACCAAAGCAUGAUUCUGAAAUCAUUAAAGUAAGCCUCAAUAGUUGUUAAUAAUAAUAUAUUAGUUCAAACAGGAUAUGUAUUAUAGUUGUUAUUAGAAAUAUUCAGGGCUGACAGAAAUCAAAGAUAUAAACAAUUAUUUACAGUCUUCCCAAAUCCUCCGAUUAGUUUUAAAAAGUUCUACGAUUUCGUAUCAUCCAACUACUCUUUAAAUUCUGGCUAAAUCGCUGAACUUUACAGAGAAGUGCAUAUGAUUUCAAAAGGACAAAUAAAUGUUAAUGCGUUUCAUGUAGCAACUUAAUUUUUUUGGAUUAAAUAAAUUAAGAAUAUGAAUUCAAGUCAAGAAUUUACUUAAGAGGACUUGAAAUAAGAAUUGUAAUAAAUACAUGGAGAUAAUUAUUUAUUGUUACAAAAAAAGAUGGAGUCCACUUUCCAAGAAGAAAUAAUUAGAAAAAUGGAUAUCUAUUAAUAUUUUACAAAUUUUGAAAUAUUUAAAAAUAAGGACAGAUUAAUUAAUUUUAUAAACCAAAUUUUAAUUGAAGAAGUAGAAUCAUAAAAACUAGAAAAAUAUAAUAAGAAUGAGCAAAUCUAGGCAAUAAUGAAGGUUCAAAAUUAUUUCAAAAGAAAGUUUCUACACAAUUACUUAACAUUGUAUUCAAUAAUUUCAUUAAAAUUAAAGUGUGUUUAAUAAAUAGAAUGA